This is a messenger RNA of Pelmatolapia mariae (spotted tilapia), 4974 nucleotides long. RefSeq names its product smoothelin b (gene smtnb). The coding region runs from base 295 to 3492 and encodes 1065 amino acids. Gene Ontology annotation, cellular component: filamentous actin; microtubule organizing center. Lineage: Eukaryota; Metazoa; Chordata; Actinopteri; Cichliformes; Cichlidae. The transcript is spliced from 20 exons. Gene Ontology annotation, molecular function: protein binding. Gene Ontology annotation, biological process: actin cytoskeleton organization. The record is from RefSeq and is a predicted model, not a curated record.
CUCCUCGUGAGAACUUCGGACUGUGUGUGCUUUCAUUGUGACUCGAGAAACGGACGAAGACGACCGAGGUAUGCUCUUUUAGCAGGAACGAGGGUUGAUUUCUGUUGUCAGAAGUAAAAAAAAGUUUCUACUGUGCUGAGUAGAAAGUUAUAGAUAGUGCGGAUAAUUUUAAAAAAGACGAUAACAACAGCCUACGUGCCGUGCAGGUGGGUACAGACGUUGUUGUUGUUGUUGAUCGGGACACCUAUCCCUAUCCAGACCUCGUCUCACCUGAGCUCGACAGGACACUCAGAAAUGUCCCUGGAAAGCUAUUCAGCGUUGGAUGAGCCCUCUCUCCGAGCUUUGCUGGAUGGAACUGUGGAUCUGGACGAGAGGCGCCGCAUCCGUUCAGCCAUCCGGGAGCUGAGGAGGAGGGAGAUUGAGGACAUGGAGGCAGCUCUGGCUAGCAAGAGAUUUCGACCCACACGCCUCAAUCAGCAGGAGGACAAGGAGAACCAGCACAGGUCAGAAUCCAACGAGAACUUGGAUGGGCUGAAACAGAAACUGCAAUCAAUCCGGGACAUCGACGAGCUUCAGCAAAUGCUCAACGCAGCCAGCGAGUUCAAGGAGAGGAGAAUGAUCCGAGCGGCCAUUCGGCAAAUUCAAGAGGAGCAGCAGCAGGUGGCCGUGGAGAGGGGGAAGACUUCUGGCUUGGAGCCUGAGGGUGUGCAGUCCCAGAGCAGCAUGGGAACUGGGGCAUGUAAAUAUCUUUCCUCGUCAGUCUGUGCUCAUUUCUUUCUGAGCGGAGAAUGGGAUGUGCCUGCCUCUGUGUUUACAUUUCAGGAGACCGAGAAGGAGAGCCGCAGUGAGCGUAUCCGAUCUCAGAUCUGGGAGUUAAGCAGCCAGCAGACACAACAAAACAGAGAGCAACAGAGAAUAGGUUCCAACUCAGGGAUGGUGUUGGUUCUGGAUCACCUGGUAAAGGAUGAUGGACCUCUGUUGAUCCAGCCUCAGCGAGAAGCUGUGACCAAGGAGGCUGACCUGGUUAUGUCUCACUGUCAGAGGUCAGACUCCUCCGAUCUUAGCGCAGCCUCGAUGCUUUCCAAGCCCAAUCUGGAUUCUGUGGCCUCAGAGAAAGGUCUGGGCUCAGCUUACAGAGCCCGGCUGGACUCCGGAGCCUCAGACAAGAGCCAGAGUUCCUCCCAGCGUGGUCGGCUGGACUCCGGGGCAUCAGACAGAAGCAUCAACUCCCAGUCCUGUGCCAGACAGAGACUGGGCUCAGAUGUCUCGGAUUCAUGCGUCAGACCCCGUCUGGGCUCCGAGACUUCAGACAGCAUCGGCCUGUUGUCAAGGAAGCGGACGGUCUCUGGCACAUCUGAUCAGAGUGCGAGCAUGUCCUCAGAGGAGCGGGCGCCAUCGGAGGAGGCGGCGGUAGCCAGGAGUGAAUCGACUUGCAGCACAGAUUCAGAAACUGACAGCAGAAGCCGAGGUUCAGCCGGCACCCAAGCUGAGUCUAACCAGGAGGAGCCUGAUGGGGCGGUUUUAUCUCGGAGAGAUCCCGUAAAUGGCCUGCUCAGCGGGAAAACUGACAUCCAGAGGCAAAAGAUAACUGUGGGCAGCGACCUGUCCCGCUCUUAUGGCAAAGCGAGGGAUUCUGCACCCGAGAAGAAAGCUGUUAUAUCGGAGCAGUUAAGUCGCAGCACCUCUGUUCGUGAUCGAAUGCGCAAGUUUGCAGAACUUGAACAGAGUUCAAAUGUCUCAUCUUUAAAGAAAACUCCUUUGAGGAAUGGUUCCUUCUCCAGCAGCACUGGCCAUGCAAAUGUCUCCAGAGCUACCGAGCUGUUUACACACUCAGCAGCAUCCCUCAGCACAUCUGGAGACAGGCCAGCACGGUCACGUGUGGGCUCUGCAUCUGCAUCCGUGAGUCAGGCCGCGCCUCAGCCAAGAGGCGUGGCUAACAAGUCUCUGUCUUCAGCUGACCAAUCGCAGAGCUCCAUGGGUGGGAUGGGACAUCCAGCUCAAAAAGAUGCGCACGCCUCCGAUAAGUCAAAGGAAGACGGGACCCCAGGGAUAGCAGCUGGAGAAAAGGUCAACCAGGGAGAGGCAGAUCCAGACAUGAAGACCUUCCUCACCAUUGAGAUCAAGGAUGGGCGCACCACCACUUCCUCCUCAUCAACCACCAGUAGAGGCAACAUUAUACCCAUCACCCACAUGACCCCACGCAUCACUCCUAAUGCCCUGGUGGGGCAAAGGCAAGAGUUGACCCUCGGCCUAAGAGCCACACCAUUUAAGAUCUCUUCCUCCAGCUUCUCCUCUGGACCCUCCAUCAAGAUGGAAACGGGGCCCGUCGUCGCUUCUGAGCCGGUGUUUUCCGCUGUCUCGUCUGUCCAGCGUCACGUCCCAGUCAUUCCCAAUGGCUCUGGCGCUCAGACCAAACCUGCUGAAUGCUCCGGGAAACUGACGGCUGAAAAGCUGGCUGCGAUCGAGGAUGAAGAGCUCCUUGACAAAAUGCUCGAUGAGUCAAAAGACUUUGAGGAGAGGAAGAUGAUCCGCGCAGCCAUGAGAGACCUCCGUAAAAGAAAGAGAGACCAGAGAGAAAAGGAGCGCGAAACCCGCCUGCAGGAGCUCCGGCAGCAGAGAGAAGACCGGGUGCAGAAAGGUCGUGCCGGGGUUGGAGCGGGAGAGGUGGUCACGAGCAAGGUGGAGAAGUCGGCAGAUGGGUCAGCCGUCGGCCAAAUCACCAAAACGAACCGCUUUGCUCAGUCUGAUGAUGGGAGCAAAUCAACACGCAGUACUAUUGUCGAGUCCAGUUAUGUGCAGAAAACAGACAGAGGGACAGUCCAGUCAAAAUCAUUCAGCUUCACCUCUUCCACCUCCACUAACACGAGCAAAAAAAUAGGAAGUGUGUUCGACCGCGAGGAUGACGCGUCGUCGCGAAGCGGCAGCGGCGGGUUGGCCGCCAUCGAGCGAAGGCAGGCGGAGAGGCGCAAGGAGCUGAUGAGGGCUCAGACGCUGCCGAAGACAUCGGCCAUGCAGGCCCGCAAAGCCAUGAUAGAGAAGCUGGAGAAGGAGGGAGGCGGCCCUGGAAAUCAGGCGGUGGCCAAGGUAAACAAAGUCCAGCGCUCCACCAGCUUUGGCGUACCCAAUGCAAACUCCAUCAAGCAGAUGCUCCUCGACUGGUGUCGUGCCAAGACCCGCUCAUAUGAGCAUGUGGAUAUUCAGAAUUUUUCAUCCAGCUGGAGUGACGGCAUGGCGUUCUGUGCCCUGGUGCACAAUUUCUUCCCCGAAGCCUUUGACUACAACUCCCUGAGCCCGAGCAACCGCAGGCAAAACUUUGAGGUGGCCUUUAGCGCUGCAGAGACCCACGCCAGAUGCAUGCCUUUGCUGGAGGUGGAAGACAUGAUGAUCAUGGGUAACAAACCAGACUCCAAAUGCGUCUUCACCUACGUGCAGUCUCUGGUCAACCACCUGCGCAGAUACGAGAUGUCCAUGGGUCGGCCCUGUGACCUCUGACCUGUUUUCACCUGAUGAUGGCCUCCACUCUGACAGGCUGGGUCGAACAGUUGCACAUCUCUGAUGGUCGGCUUGGGGAUUGUAAGCGUGUGUGCGUGUGUAUGUAUCAGUUAAAAUCAGCGUAAAAUAUCUUCCGGCAGUGAUAAUGUGUGUUGCUUAUUCUGGACACACACACUGUCGACACAAAAGUCUACCGUUCUCCAGUAAGAGAUCAGCAGCAGCAUGAUUCUUAAAAAGACCCCUUUGGUUUAAAAACUCCAAGUAAUAUUCAACAGGCAGUAGUUUGAUCACAUUGCUGUUGUACUAAGAAACGCCUCAAGAGGGAAAAAAGAAAAAUAGUUUUCUAGUAUUUCCAGUUUUUAAAGUAUUUGCACAUGCGUUUUUCUCUGCUACACUUUUGUAAGUACUGUAAUGUAUUUGCACUUCUCUCAGUAAUCCCACUGAAAAAGAAAAAAACGUAUCCGACCAAACGAUCCAUUAUUUCUAUUCAAUUUUGGUACUUUUACUUUUUUUUUUUUUUUUUACCAAACUCAUGUUGCUUGAAGUGUUUUAAUUAAGUUAUUUUCUUUUUGAUGUAAUUGAUGAGUAUAAUGAUUCUUAUUACAUGAGCACAGGGAUUUUCUGCCUUUGUUAUUCAAAUGGAUUCAACAUCGUUGCUGUAAUCUCACUUUUCUGAAGUCCAAACAGCUACUGAGGAUAUUUACUGGACAUUUGAUCCAUCCUGUAUGACCACACCACCAUCAUCAUCAUCACCAUCACCAUCAUAUAAGUAUGGAUUAAAGGUGCUAGCUGUUAAACUGAGGUUUGGAUUUUUUUGUAUUUCGGUACAAAGAAGUCAUUCAGCUGAUUUGUGUCAUUACUGGCUGUUUGGUGGACAGCAUACGUGCAGAAGACCACACAGUCGUCUCCCCCCCCCCCACACACACACACACCUCCCACCACCGCUGCAUUGCCCUGCCACACACAUUCUCACACAGCUCUGUUAGAGGGCUCCUUAUUUAUGCUUGAGUAGUUUUUAAUACGGUUAACGCUGGUGUGUACAUCAUGCUUUUAAAAGGUUUUGUCGAUAAGCUUAAGAUGCCACAAUGUUAUAUUUUCUUGUGUGAAAGCCGGCUUUCAGUACAAACAUGAGGAUUCAUGACUGAUAACCAGCCAACUGUAUAGUUAACUAAAUGUAGCUAAGAGGAAAAGGGACAAAAAAUAAUUUUAAAUGAAUAUUUUAUUUCACUUGUACAAAAUUUGGGUUUCUACGAGAAGAAAAUUUGGUUUCAGAGUUGAUUUAAAAGAAGCUUAUUUCUUAGAUUUCAGAGAUUAUUUGAGAACUAUCUGCUGCCGACAGAAAAAAAGCUUUCAUGAAGCAGUGGAGUAUUGUAUGUGUGUCCGUGUGUGUGUGUGUGUAUAUAUAUAUGAGAGCUAAAACACAUUAUUUCAUUUUUCUGUGCACCACAGUUAAAUGUGAAAUAAACCAAUUUGAGAAACAAA